This is a messenger RNA of Saccharomyces mikatae IFO 1815, 1044 nucleotides long. It is a transcript of the gene ERG27, whose product is annotated as 3-keto-steroid reductase. Gene Ontology annotation, biological process: ergosterol biosynthetic process. Bases 1 to 1044 code for a protein of 347 amino acids. Gene Ontology annotation, molecular function: 3-beta-hydroxysteroid 3-dehydrogenase (NADP+) activity. Lineage: Eukaryota; Fungi; Ascomycota; Saccharomycetes; Saccharomycetales; Saccharomycetaceae. The transcript has a single exon. The record is from RefSeq and is a predicted model, not a curated record. Gene Ontology annotation, cellular component: endoplasmic reticulum membrane; mitochondrial outer membrane; lipid droplet.
AUGAACAGGAAAGUGGCUAUUGUAACAGGUACCAAUAGCAACCUUGGUUUGAACAUUGUGUUCCGUCUCAUUGAAACUGAGGAUGCCAAUGUCAGAUUGACCAUUGUGGUUACUUCGAGGACUCUUCCUCGAGUGCAAGAGGUCAUCAAGCAGAUUGAAGAUUUUUACAACAAAUCUAAUCGUGUGGGUGAUUUAGAGAUAGAUUUCGAUUAUUUGUUGGUGGAUUUCACCAACAUGGUGAGUGUCUUGAACGCUUACUAUGAUAUCAACAAAAAGUACGAUGCGAUAAAUUACCUCUUCGUCAAUGCGGCGCAAGGUAUCUUCGACGGUAUCGACUGGUUUGGGGCAGUCAAGGAAGUUCUAACCAGUCCAUUGGAAGCGGUAACGAAUCCAACGUAUAAGAUACAGUUGGAGGGUGUCAAGUCUAAAGACGACAUGGGUCUUGUUUUCCAGGCCAACGUGUUUGGACCGUACUAUUUUAUCAGCAAGAUUCUGCCUCAGUUGACCAAGGGAAAGGCAUAUAUCGUUUGGAUUUCUAGUAUUAUGUCCGAUCCCAAAUAUCUUUCAUUGAAUGACAUUGAACUACUAAAGACGAAUGCCUCUUACGAAGGGUCCAAGCGUCUGGUUGAUCUGCUGCAUUUGGCCACUUACAAAGACUUGAAGAAACUGGGUAUAAAUCAAUAUGUAGUUCAACCUGGUAUAUUUACAAGCCAUUCCUUUUCCAAAUAUCUGAAUUUUUUCACCUACUUUGGCAUGUUACUCCUGUUCUAUUUCGCCAGACUGCUGGGAUCUCCAUGGCAUAACAUUGAUGGUUAUAAAGCUGCCAAUGCUCCUGUGUACGUAACUAGAUUAGCCAAUCCAAACUUUGAAAAGCAAGACGUCAAGUACGGUUCUGCCACAUCCAGAGAUGGUAUGCCAUAUAUCAAGACGCAAGAAAUAGAUCCUACAGGCAUGUCCGACGUCUUGGCUUAUAUGCAGAAAAAGAGACUUGAAUGGGAUGAGAAACUAAAAGAUCAAAUCGUUGAAACUAGGAUCCCCAUUUAA